Messenger RNA from Vollenhovia emeryi, 569 nucleotides. RefSeq names its product mitochondrial dicarboxylate carrier (gene Dic4). NCBI's taxonomy places the organism in Eukaryota, Metazoa, Arthropoda, Insecta, Hymenoptera, Formicidae. Bases 81 to 569 code for a protein of 162 amino acids. Gene Ontology annotation, biological process: oxaloacetate transport; phosphate ion transmembrane transport; thiosulfate transport. The transcript is spliced from 2 exons. The record is from RefSeq and is a predicted model, not a curated record. Gene Ontology annotation, molecular function: malate transmembrane transporter activity; oxaloacetate transmembrane transporter activity; succinate transmembrane transporter activity.
UGUCGGCGUCGGUCCAAGACGCCAAGCCGAAAUUCGUCAACUUUGCGAUUGGCGGCAUGUCGGGGUAAAAAAUUCGUAUUAUGGUUGCCCGUUACGAAGACUUUUCUUACCCGAGGCGCAAAUAUCUAAAGAGUAUCCCGGCUCGAGACUCACGGCAAUCUUAUUCCGCCAACGACAGAGUAAUGGCACAGGUCACGACGCAUCCGAUGGACGUUCUUAAGAUACGCAUGCAAGUGUCGCACGACACUUUAUGCAACGCAGCCCUGCGUACAUUUCGCACGAGCGGCAUUUGCGGCUUUUACACGGGCCUGAGCGCGGCUCUUCUUCGUCAGUUGACUUACACCGCCAGUCGGCUUGGACUCUACACCACGUUGCUGGAUAUCGGCGAACAACAUUUUGGCUAUUUAAAUUACGUUACGAUGAUUAGCCUCGGGAUGGUAGCUGGCAUGAUGGGUUCUCUCAUCGGCACCCCCACGGAUCUGGUAUUGAUUCGCAUGGUCGCUGACUUGAAUCUGCCGCCAGGUAAUUCUUACUUCUUACCGCCUGUAUCUUUUCAGAAUGAUUUAUAA